Sitophilus oryzae (rice weevil) is the source of this 881-nucleotide messenger RNA. RefSeq lists its product as uncharacterized. The record is from RefSeq and is a predicted model, not a curated record. The coding region runs from base 1 to 585 and encodes 194 amino acids. The transcript is spliced from 4 exons. NCBI's taxonomy places the organism in Eukaryota, Metazoa, Arthropoda, Insecta, Coleoptera, Curculionidae.
AUGUCGUUCAAGAUUGUCCAUCAAGCUCCUUGUGAAGGAUGUCCAGUAGACGACAAAUUGAUAUCGAGGUUCAGAGGAUCCUGGUCGGAAGCCGGAGUCUACGAGACCCAGGUUUUCGCCUACAUGAAAACAUUCCGAUUUACAGGAUCACCAGCGUUGUACAUUGAGUGCGACGUUAGAAUGUGCCACGGAAGAUGUCCGAGUCAACCAUGCCACUGGAGAAACGUCAAGAACGUGAAGAAGAGGUCUUUGGAGCUAGAAGGUCCUUCUAGUUCUACCACAGUAGCUUCGAAUAUCCCCUUAUCGGAAAAUAUCAAUCUUUUCCAGUCGUUGAGGGUACUACACGAAGGGGAAAGCGAUCAGGAAACGAAUAUAACUUAUAUAGAUACGAAAACAACUCCGGACACCGUAUGCCUCAAAACCGGGUGGUUCUCUGCCCUUUUAGCCCUUGGUGGAGGCGCAAUGUGCCUCUUGGGUGGCGCGCUUCUAGCCACCUGCACGAGAAUGCGAAAAAUAGCCAUAGACAAAGUACUGUCCACCACCCAAUUCAAUGGAUACAUGAACCACCGGGGAAGCAUCAAUUAAGAGUUUAGAAAUUAAGAAACACAUAGAAAAGACAGUGAUAUUUGUGAGAUUUUUUGUAAUGUUUUACAUGAACGUUGUGUUCCAUAAGUUAUUACGUAGGCUUGUUGUGUAUUUGAGUGAUCUUACAAGCGGAUCGAUAAAAUUGUUCAAUUGUAACAGAUAGUUUCAUCCUCCAUUGUAUUUUUUUUAUACAGAGUCAGAUAUUGAAUUAACUAUGUCGUUACAAUGUGAUCUGUAUUAUUUAUCUUAACAUAUAAAGUGCUAAUAAUGUGUUAAUAACAGUAAUUCUAGUGAUA